AAACUAAUCCCAGUGAGAGCCUAAGCCUUCGUAAUCAGUGAGAGCCUUCAACAAAAUCAAACCCCAUCCUAAAUAAUCAAAAUUAACCCCAUCCUAAAUAAUUGGAAACCGACGACAGUGCAAAUAAUUCGUUAUGUGUUCGAAGGCGGUGAAGAGGUAAUUCCCGAAGGCGUCGAUUAGUUUAUGUUCGAAUAGACGCAGUGCAGAAGAGUUCCGAAUUGACGACAGUGCAUUCGAAGGCGUCGAUUAGCUUAGGAAUUUUAAGGCGUUACAAUGCAUCUGAGCAAGUAGGCUCUCUCCGGCACCGUCCCCCGUGCCUCCGUCAUCUCCAGCCGCUAGGUUUUUCUGUUUCUUUUUCGUUGAAAGGAGGAUUGUUAAAAGCUGAUAAUAUAAGUUGAAAAUCUACAGACUACUGUGGUGGUUGGAUUGAAUUAUUUGGCCACACAGAGGGGUAGAAGGAUAUAGAGUAGAGGCAAAUGGCAGAAGGAGCUGAAGAGGACUUGCCAAGGGAUGCAAAGGUGGUGAAAACCCUACUCAAAUCAAUGGGUGUUGAAGAGUACGAACCACGUGUGGUCCACCAGUUCCUGGAGCUUAUGUAUAGGCAUGCUGUUGAUGUGUUGAUGGAUGCACAGGUGUACUCGGAGCAUGCUGCCAAGACUGUGAUAGACUCUGAUGAUCUCAAGCUUGCAGUUCAGUCUAAAGUUAAUUUUAGCUUUGCUCCACCCCCUCCCAGAGAGGUCCUGUUAGAGUUGGCUCGAAGCAGAAACAAAAUUCCUCUUCCAAAAUCAAUUUCAGGACCUGGAAUCCCACUGCCUCCUGAACAAGAUACCUUGAUCAGCCCCAACUAUCAACUUGCUAUUCCCAAGAAACGAACUGCUCAACAUGUGGAAGAAACUGAGGAGGAAGAGGGUUCCGAUCCUAAUCCCGCAUCUAACCAAAACCAAAAUCUUUCCCAAGAUCGGACAGAUGUGCCUCAAGAGGCUCCUCAGCGAGUCUCUUUUCCCCUUGGAGCUAAACGACCAAGAUGACACUCUUGUCACCUUCCACCAUCUUUUAGUUGCAAGGAGUCUGAAGAAAACCUUUUGCUAUUUUGCUGUAACUAGUUAGAGCUUAUGUUGUGCUAUAAUGUUAAUUUUAUUGACAGAACCUAAUCUUUUUCGUGCACUUUCUGAAAGGCAAUUAUGCCCAAGAACAUAUAUAUAGCAUAAGUUAAGGUGUCCUCAUGUCUGAUAAUCUAACUCCAUUUCUUCUCUA
Molecule: messenger RNA, 1254 nt
Organism: Ipomoea nil (Japanese morning glory)
Lineage: Eukaryota; Viridiplantae; Streptophyta; Magnoliopsida; Solanales; Convolvulaceae
Product: transcription initiation factor TFIID subunit 9-like
Exons: 4
Coding region: 477-1028 (183 amino acids)
Biological process (GO): DNA-templated transcription initiation; RNA polymerase II preinitiation complex assembly
Cellular component (GO): transcription factor TFIID complex; SAGA complex
Molecular function (GO): RNA polymerase II general transcription initiation factor activity; protein heterodimerization activity; transcription coactivator activity
Source: RefSeq, a predicted model, not a curated record